GGCAUUUUCACGAAGGUGUCAUCUUGUGAGACACAAUCGCAUACACACUGGUGAAAGAGCAUAUAAAUGUGAUGUCUGCUGUAAGGUAUUUUCAGAUAAAUCAUCUUUGAUUAUACACAAUCGCACACACACUGGUGAAAGAGCAUAUAAAUGUGAUGUAUGCUCGAGGGCAUUUUCACGAAGGAUUACUCUUGUGAGACACAAUCGCACACACACUGGUGAAAGACCAUUUAAAUGUGAUGUAUGCUCGAGGGCAUUUUCACUAAGGAGUAAUCUUGUGAUACACAAUCGCACACACACUGGUGACAGACCAUAUAAAUGUGAUGUUUGUUCUAAGGUAUUUUCAUAUAAAUCAUCUCUAACUAUGCAUUAUCGCAUACACACUGGUGAAAGACCAUAUCAGUGUGAAAUCUGCUCCAAGGUAUUUUCACAGACUUCAACUCUAACUAAACACAAACGCAUACACACUGUGAAACACAAUCUCAUACACACUGGUAAAAGACCAUAUAAAUGUGAUGUCUGCUCGAGUGCAUUUCAUGAAAAAUCAGCUCUUGUGAAGCACAAUCGCAUACACACUGGUGAAAGACCAUAUAGAUGCAAUGUCUGCAUGAGAUCAUUUUCACAUAACUCAUCUCUUACUAAACACAAUCGCAUACACACUGGUGAAAGACCAUAUAAAUGUGAUGUCUGCUUGAGUGCAUUUCAUGUAAAAUCAGCUCUUGUGAGUCACAAACGGAUACACACUGGUGAAAGACCAUAUAGAUGCAAUGUCUGCAUGAGAUCAUUUUCACAUAACUCAUCUCUUACUAAACACAAUCGCAUACACACUGGUGAAAGACCAUAUAAAUGUGAUGUCUGCAUGAGAUCAUUUUCAAGAAACUCAUCCCUUACUAUACAUAAGCGCACACACACAGGUGAAACACCACACAAAUGUGAUGUCUGCUCAAAGGCAUUUUCAAAAAGGUGUCAUCUUGUGAGACACAAACGCGUACACACUGGUGAAAGACCAUAUCAGUGU
Molecule: messenger RNA, 1018 nt
Organism: Owenia fusiformis
Lineage: Eukaryota; Metazoa; Annelida; Polychaeta; Sabellida; Oweniidae
Source: the annotation of a GenBank genome assembly